UUAUAAGUGAUCAAAUGGCUCAAGAACGUACUUUUAUGAAGAUCGAUUUGUCCGAUUAUGACAAUCGCAAAGACGAGAUCACUCGUGAUUUGAUGACUGCCUCUACCGAGCAAGGCUUCUUCUAUGUUGUCAACCAUGGUAUUUCUGUUCAACAAAUCCGUACCAUGUUCCAGACCAGCCAUGACUUCUUUGCCUUGCCUGAUGAGAUCAAGGCCAAGACCCCCAUGGACAAGACCAGAAAUGCUGGUUGGGAGAAAUUGGCUCAGAUUAGACCUUCUACAGGUGUUGCCGAUUUGAAGGAGUCUGUUCAGCUGGGCUGGCAAAAUGUGGACGAUCUCUGGCCUACCCAGGAAGAUGCACCUGGUUUCAAAACUCAGUCACUGCAUUUCAUGGAGCAGUGUCAGGAUGUUUCCAUGAAGAUUCUCUCUUGUCUUGCCAUCGGUCUUGGGUUCGAAGAAGACUUCUUCCUCUCUAAGCAUGAUGUUACCCAGCCUGACUGCCAACAAACGCUGAGAUGCCUUCACUAUCACGAUAUCACCGGAAAGACUUUUCCACCAGAGUACUGGCGCGCUGGAGCCCACACCGACUUCGACACCUUGACUCUCCUUUUCCAGAAGCCCGGUGAAAAUGGUCUUGAGGUAUGCCCUGGCCGAGAAGCUUCUACUGACUUUGCAGUGGGUGAUGCAUGGAGUCCUAUCAACCCUGGAGAAGGCGAAAUUGUAUGUAACAUUGGUGAUAUGAUCAUGAGAUGGUCUGACGAUCGUCUUAAGAGCAACUUCCACCGCGUGCGCACUCCCAAGGUUGGAGAAUAUCAAGGACCUCGCUACUCGCUUGCUUACUUCAAUCAAGCCAACAAGUCUGCUAUUAUCCAAGGCAAAUCCAAGUAUCCUGAAGCAAUCACCGCUGGCCAGUUCUUGCAAGAUGCUAUGGAACGCAACUACAAGGCCCUUCAAGCUUUGAAGGCUGCUGCUUCUGCCGAGUAAAUAGCCUGUUUGGCGUCAUCUGACAGUAGACAAAUGGGACGUUGAAUAACUAGUGUACAUUCAAAAACAGUCUAUUCAGCUCACAUUUGUGAUCAUCCCUGUCAGCGCGGUUACAGUCACUCCGCGGAUCAAACCUGUAUAUAUGUAAUUAUUUUUCAUGGGGCAACUCUACAUCAUACUUGCUCAGUUAAAUUCAUUUUGCAUUCACCCAUCUAUAUUUGGUUUACAAGUGUGUGAAUUGUGUGCGUGAUUGAGAGAGUUGGAGAUAUUUCCCAAGCUAAAUGAUACCAAU
Umbelopsis ramanniana AG is the source of this 1275-nucleotide messenger RNA. RefSeq lists its product as uncharacterized. Gene Ontology annotation, molecular function: dioxygenase activity. Lineage: Eukaryota; Fungi; Mucoromycota; Umbelopsidomycetes; Umbelopsidales; Umbelopsidaceae. The transcript has 2 exons. The record is from RefSeq and is a predicted model, not a curated record. The coding region runs from base 15 to 983 and encodes 322 amino acids.